AAAAACCGGAAGUUAUUUCUAAGUAAAGUGAGAGUAUUGCGUGACGAAUUGAAUUUCCGAGAAAGACGAGCGGACUUCACACAAAGCCAAAUGGUCGCUAUACUGCAGUAAACAAAGUUUUGUGGCAAGCAACUGAUUCGUAUUCAUUGAAAGUUCUCUGAUAUAACCGACAAAAAUGGCGAGUCCAGUGAGGGUAAUGAAGUUUCACCUUUUUAAUUGUGAUAACACGUAUAGCUUGGACUCGGUGGAAACCUUGUUGCUCAAAAUGGCAGACGAUCGUAACCUCAGACUAUUGGUGGAUAAGCGAAAAUUUCGCCUUCAUGAAAUGACGGAUGUGUGUGGAAAGACUAUUCCAAUGCUACAAAUGGAUUAUGCCGUCUUUGUUGUCCAUGCGCAUGAAUCUCGUCUCUCUAUCAACGAAGACAACGCUGGUAUUGGCUACGCGGAGAUCUACAAAACUUUGCUGCGAGCGACAGGAGACAAAGUGUUGAUCGUCAUUGGUGGCGAUGAUAAUUAUAGAGAUGAAAACGAGGAAGAACGGUUUGUUAUCUCACACUGGGCACGAAGGAAAGUGGCGUCACAGUUUGAUGAAGAGUAUCUCGAUGGAAGAAAAAGCUUCGUUUUCUCUUGGAAUAAAGGUCACAAAGAAAUCCACGAGAAAGCAUUAGAGCACUACCUCGACCCAAGUAAGAAAGGAGAAAAGUUUCAGUAUGUGCCAAAAUCCAUAACAGUAAACAUUGCUUCUGGAACCGUUGAUGAUUCAGACGAGGAAGCAGAACUGCACUUCUUAGAGUUUGGUAAGAAAGAGCUAAAGUUAAGGUAUGUGCCAGGACCACAACCUCCUUCCACCACAGAUGUUUCAGAAGAGGACGUAAGUGAUGACGCCAAGAACCCUCUUCUACCUCGUAGUGGAGACGACUCAACCCGAGAGAAACCUAAGAGGAAAGAGGGAAGAAAAAGGCCUAGGCCAGAUCCUUUCAAUGCUCAGCCGGAAUUUCUCGAGGGCACCAUUCUGCUGGACACGGUCCUGCGUUUUGGAAAAAUCUCCUACAGAGAAGAGGAUCUGAAAGCCUGGGAUCAGAGGUGGGAGCCAUCGGAAAAAGUUGUUCGCCACUUGUUGCAAGAUUGGAUGUGUAGACCGCUUGGGAAUGUUAGAUUUGUCGCUACAGCUAACGGUGGGGUAUCUUACAUUGUGAGACCUCGCAGUUUCUGUUGUGGACUGCGUUUGAUCCUUUGGGCGUUCAUAAUUAUCACUAUUAUCAUCAUUAUUUCUAUUAUUGUCUAUUUCGUUGAUCAUUAUUAAUUUUAUCGUUAUUAGUAUUUUCAUUACUAUUAAUUAUGGUUUAAAUUGAUGAGCCUCAUUAAAGAUAGUCUGAUAGCGAUGAACGAGAGAGAACAAGGACUGAAGCAAGCAGCACCGUUCAAACAAACUUUUAAUAAUGAGAAAAAAUACAUUAUUCCGUCUCUUAAUAAACAUCACUUGGAAACAA
This is a messenger RNA of Pocillopora verrucosa, 1490 nucleotides long. RefSeq lists its product as uncharacterized. NCBI's taxonomy places the organism in Eukaryota, Metazoa, Cnidaria, Anthozoa, Scleractinia, Pocilloporidae. The record is from RefSeq and is a predicted model, not a curated record.